CGAGUCUUUUGGGGCCGAGGGGGGUGAAAUGAGAGGAGACGGAGUGAGUGAGUGAGUUUGAUAUCAAAACUGACAUGAUAUCGUUGUAAGAUUGGAUGAUGGUAUUUUCUCGCGACUUCGAUUUUUUGAGUCAUCUCCGAAGAGUUGAGAUAUUUUUUGCUUUUGCAUUUUUUUGUGUCACCUUUUUUUUUGUACUUCGAGGGCGAGCGAUAUGGCGCGGAGCGAUGUAUAUGGGAAGUGCGUGCGGACUCCGCUGGCUGGGAAAAGUGAUCAUUGAGUUAAGGGGGUGGAGUUGGAUAAGGGGAAGAUUUAUGUUGUGAGUACUAUGGUUGGACAUGGGGGGGGGAUGUAUAGCGAGCGAGGUGGAUUCGAUAGAUGAGAUGGAGGGGUAGAGGGGAUGAAUUAGAUGAUGAAUUAGAUGAUGGUGCGCUGGCUUCUUUUUUAUGAGAGACUGGUGUGAUGGUGAUACUUGUGGUGGAGAUGGUGUUGACUUGUGGUGAGAAGACUGUUGCAGCUUAUUUUAAAUGGUGGUUUGGAAGCAUGAGAAGGGGUAUGUCCUUGGGAUUUCUCAAAUACGGCAUCGUCUCCCAGGCCUCGCAGCUUAUAGCAUGGUAUGAGAGGCUUUCUAUCUCUGGCUUGCUUCUUAUGUCUUCGGCUUCCCAAGGUCUUGACUGAAAUAAGAGCGUGGGCGUUCGCUAGUUACAUACUCGCUCACUCUUCUGAAACGAUGAGCGCUAUAGUCAACUCUAAGACCCUAAUUACUUGAGAAGUUUAGUCUCCCUCUUGGAUUCCAAACCGCACGAACGACAUACCAGCGAACGAAAGAAUUAUAGAGGCUCGCUUCUCCUCCCCGUCUUCGAAGGCUGCAGCCUCGCGUGGGUGUUGCGCGCGCGUAGUUUCGACCAGAUACACAACUCGGAACAAACGACGACGGCCUCACAGCCUUGUUUCUCACAACAGUACGACUUCACCUCUGGCGCACAUUCAAAUUCACCAAAAAGGUGGCCAAUAAGCAGCGCGUGGAUUUACUCGACAUUAUUGCACUAAAGUUGACGCGCUUGUGCUUUCUUUAAUCAUCCGAACCGUUUGCUAUCCUGAUUCUCACCUUUAGAAUCUUUACCGUCUUGCCACGACGCGCACUCUUACCAUGGCUGUUAUUGAUGCAGUUACUGGACUUGAGGUCUCUAUUUGGAUCAAUGGGCAACCAGGAAAAGAGUUUGAAGAUGCUAGCGAGGAAGUCGAUGGGCCCUUGGCGUCAAAGACGGUCGUGAAGUACAUUGAAGCAAUAUCCGACACCGAGUUUGGAGUGAAAGUUUCUGUCCUUCCCACCUUUGAGGAGCAUAGACAAACAGAAGAUGAUCUUGUCGUUUUAGCAAAGGUCGACGGAAAAUGGAGUGCAGGCCGUUUUAUGGCAUUUGGGAGAUCAGACACUCGUCCCUGGAACGCGCUGCUAGGAGGGAUCUCUGGAGUGGAUGAAACUGGAAAAGGAACCCUCAGACCUUUCAGAUUUGCUGUCGUCAACAUUGUUGAGGCUUCGGAUAUUGGGCAGACGGAGAUCGACAUGAAGACCGCAGCGAAUUUGGGGGAGGUAAUUGUCAACGUUUUUCGCGUUAAAAUAGGAGAGGACGUUCCCAGCAGAUACACUACGCCCGAAGAUGUUGCGACUUCGAUUUCCGAGAAGGUUAUUAAGGGCCGCGCUCUCUCACACGGUACUGCCUUUGGCCCUGCAAAAGCAGCUCCACCACGAAGAACUUCUGCCUUCGAGUACGUUGACGCAGCGGACAAGCCCUUGGCUCGCUUCAUAUUUCGGUACCGCUCUAAAGAUGCACUCUGCAAACUCUUGAUUAUUGAAAGGUCUCCAUCCAUAGACCUCUUCGAUUCCCUGCCAGCAGCAGAAAGAGAGCGUUUGGCCCGCGAGGCCUUUCAGUGGCAACAGAGCCCAAAACCAGAGACAGGGAUCAAACCAGAGAGGAUGGUCAAAAGAGAGCGCCGCGAUUCAGAUAUUAUGGAUCUGACAGGCGACGCACCGGUUGCAAAGCAAAGGAAGACGACAAUGGAGACUCCUAUUGACCUGACCGACGGCUGAGCGCCUCAUGAUACACCCAGCAGAUUUAUUCGAAGCAUCGCUAUACACAGGAGGACGCGGGAUUUCUUUUGUGCGUCAUUAUAAUACCAAAUCAUUGCAGCGACGGCGUUUUGAGCAACAGGCUGAAUUCUGAAAAGGAUGGCUGAACUGGCUCAAGAAUUGGCAUUCAGAAAAGCGAAUACGUCUCGUCUCCCAGAUUGCAGUUUAGUGCGUUCAUCAGAUAGCAGGAACAAAUGAAGUCAUAUUCUAAUAAAUCCGC
This is a messenger RNA of Pseudogymnoascus destructans, 2345 nucleotides long. RefSeq lists its product as uncharacterized. NCBI's taxonomy places the organism in Eukaryota, Fungi, Ascomycota, Leotiomycetes, Thelebolales, Thelebolaceae. Bases 1148 to 2086 code for a protein of 312 amino acids. The transcript has 6 exons. The record is from RefSeq and is a predicted model, not a curated record.